Myotis myotis is the source of this 4037-nucleotide messenger RNA. RefSeq names its product glucosaminyl (N-acetyl) transferase 2 (I blood group) (gene GCNT2). The transcript has 3 exons. The record is from RefSeq and is a predicted model, not a curated record. The coding region runs from base 778 to 1980 and encodes 400 amino acids. Gene Ontology annotation, cellular component: membrane. Gene Ontology annotation, biological process: transforming growth factor beta receptor signaling pathway. Lineage: Eukaryota; Metazoa; Chordata; Mammalia; Chiroptera; Vespertilionidae. Gene Ontology annotation, molecular function: acetylglucosaminyltransferase activity.
AGUGUAAUCCUCACUUCCCUCUUCUGAUAGCCUGCACACACAUAUGCUGUGUAACACCAUCAGAAAACAUCUGAUUCAAUCCAGCCAACACCCACCUCUCCACCAGACUUUCUUGCUGCUGACAAUAGACAUGUUGCAAAUGCCUUUUUCCUUAUCUGUGUCUGUGUGUGCUCAGAGGUAGCGAUAACACUGAAAUGAAAAGAGGUGGCCGAGAAACGGGAAGAGAGAGAAGCCGGAGCUGGAGUCCUCCACGCUAUGGUUUCCAACGACUGCUAGCCGGCUUGCAGGCUGACCCGAAAGAGGAGAACCACUUACGCUGAAACGCAAGGGGAAAGUGUGAGAAGAGAAGGGAGAUGAGGUCAGAAUAGAGUGAAGCGAAAGGGGGUGGGGUGAAGGCAGAGAAGCCCAGCCCCGGUGCAGAGGGCCCGUCAUUCCUUUCCACCGCGUAAUUUGCCGAGAUCCGCCACUUGGGAUUUCAUAUGCAAACGAGGAGGGCUUCCCGCAGGCGGGGCCGGGCUGGGCGCCCACUCUGCUCCGCGCUCUGCGUGCGAGCGGCGGGCCGGCUCCAGCGCCCAGGACCGGAGCCCCGGAGCCCAGGAGGACGGCGCGACACUGAAGCGGGGAGUAAAUGAGGAAUAAAGGAAGCCCGUCUGAGAAGCUGGCGAAAUUCAAGACUGGCAAAGGAAGCCCAUUCAGCCUCUUCACGCUUGUGUUUUCAGGGACUGGCCAUUUCUCAGUCCCUGGAGGGAGAUUCCCUGCUCCAAGGAAGUGAAAAUAAUGAACUUUUGGAGGUACUGCCUUUUUGCUUUCACCGCGCUGAGUAUGGUUCUGUUUGUGAUACGUUACAACAGCCGAUUAAGCCUGCCCCAGAGGAGGCUGAAUGGUUCCAGCGAAAGGGACGCCGUAGUCAGUGCCUGUGAGGACGCCCUGGAAGAGAAGUCCGCUGUUCUCUGGGAGAGGACGUUGCCAUCGCCUUUGGGAAGUGUCCCCUGCGAGGACUACCUGAUCCAGAGCCACUACAUCACAAGCCCCCUGUCGGAGGAAGAAGUGGCGUUCCCUUUGGCCUAUGUCAUGGUCAUCCAUAAAGACUUUGGUACUUUUGAAAGGCUCUUCAGGGCUGUCUACAUGCCCCAAAAUAUCUACUGUGUUCAUGUGGAUGAGAAGGCCACAGAGGAGUUUAAGGCAUCUGUGUGGCAGUUACUGAGCUGCUUCCAAAAUGCCUUUAUUGCUUCAAAGACCGAGUCUGUAGUCUACGCGGGAAUGUCCAGGCUCCAGGCGGACCUGAACUGCCUGCGAGACCUGGUGGCCUCCGAGGUCCCGUGGAAGUACGCCAUCAACACCUGUGGGCAAGACUUCCCCCUGAAAACCAACAAGGAGAUCAUUCAGCAUUUGAAAGCCUUCAAAGGGAAAAACAUUACCCCUGGGGUGCUGCCUCCGGCUCAUGCAAUUGGACGGACUAAGUACGUCCACCAAGAGCACAGAGGCAAAGACCGCUCUUUUGUGAGGAGCACGAAUAUUUUGAAAACCUCACCUCCACAUCAGCUGACCAUUUACUUUGGCACUGCCUACGUGGCCCUUACCAGGGAGUUUGUCAACUUCAUCUUCCAUGACAAAAGGGCCAUCGAUCUACUGCACUGGUCAAAGGAUACCUAUAGCCCUGAUGAACAUUUCUGGGUGACGCUUAAUAGGAUUCCAAGUGUCCCUGGCUCCAUGCCAAAUGCAUCAUGGACUGGUAACCUCAGAGCCGUGAAGUGGAUUGACAUGGAAGACAAACACGGAGGCUGCCAUGGCCACUACGUGCGUGGCAUUUGUAUCUAUGGAAAUGGAGACUUAAAGUGGUUGAUUAAUUCGCCAAGCCUUUUUGCUAACAAGUUUGAACUUACUACAUACCCCCUUACUGUGGAAUGCCUAGAACUGAGACUUCGAGAAAGAACCUUAAAUCAGAGUGAAACUGCAAUACAACCCAGCUGGUAUUUUUGAUCGCCUGCAACUUGUGAUUGAAGGGAAGUCGCCGUUGGGAAGAAGAGCUUUUGAGAGAGGACUUCACCUUGGCCAACAGUUUCAGGACUGAGGUCAUGACCUCAGGAUCUGGCUCCACUACUAUAUGUUGAAGUAUCCACUGGACAAUAACAGGAGGCUGUGCAGAGUGGUCCUGGCCCUUUGUCCGUCCACUCUGGCUGUUUGCUGAUGCCCACCUCUGUGCCAGCUUGUUGUUCGGAUCAAUGAUCAUUUUCACUAUUGUCACAUCUUUGCACCAGAUAUUCACUAUAUAUAAAUGUUCUAAUCAAAAGGAGAAGUGUAUGUAAUAUGAUUUAGGAAGGAGAACUGGGUUUCUUUGAAGAGGGAAUCUUUUAUAACAGACCUAUAGCCACAUAUUAAUGAACACCACUCUUCUUUGCUCAACUGAACAUAGAUGUACAAGCAGCUUUCUGGAUAACUCACCGAUCUCCUUUCAAACUUGAGCUACUAGAACUGAAGAACUAGAUCCUGUUCCUGAGUUUUAGCACUAGCAUUUUCAGUUUUUUUGCUGAAGUUCUGUAUAAAGUCAUUAACAGGAGGCAGAAUGUGCUUUAAGUAGUCACUGCCUGCUGCUUCAGUAAAAGGACCCCAGGGAAGCAGAACAUUUCUCGAUUAUAUCAGAAUGUGCUCUGAUCCCCCUUUCAUCAUUUUUCAUUGAGAACGCUGAAAAGUUCUCACAGAAUGAAGAAACUCCUAGAAGAGAGGUGGUAUUGCAUGGAUCUAGUCUCAAGUCUCUUAUACCUCAGAAUGAACCAAUCCCUUCUGCCACCACCCUCCACCCCAACCAAAGUUAUCUUAACUGCAAAAUGGAGAUGAAAUUCUAAAAAUCUUGGUAAUGUGAAGGUUGCAUAGACUGCUCCAGAGAACCUUAGAUAAUGGUUGUAUUUUAAUACAUUCACAUGUAGAUUGUAGAUUGUGAUAUCGAACCAAGGAUCUCAGUAAUUACAAACUGAGGUUUAAGUCAGAGAUCACUCAAAAGAGAGAAGGGAAGGAAGCUAAAAAAGCCUAUGUAUCCAAGACAUUCUGCGAGCUCACUGCACUUAAACCUCACAGCACUCUUGUGAGGUCGUCAUUACCCCUGUUUUGCAGAUGAAGUGAGUGAAGCUUAGAGAGGUUGUUACUAAGCAUUAGGAAACAAGCUGACAAUUGGGAUUCUCCUACUGGUCUUAGUUCAUUUCCUGAGGUGGAAUAUUAAAGAAGGUAAAAUAUAGCCAGAUAAGGUAGGUUUUAAGAAUGAUCUCAGUGUUAAUAUUGAGAAAAUGUCAUGUCACCUCAGAAAAGUGUGAAGUCUACUUUUGUAUUCCUCUAAUCCAGUGGUUCUCAACCUUCCUAAUGCCGCGACCCUUUAAUACAGUUCCUCAUGUUGUGGUGACCCCCAACCAUAAAAUUAUUUUCGUUGCUACUUCACAACUGUAAUUUUGCUACUGUUAUGAAUCGUAAUGUAAAUAUCUGAUAUGCUAUAUGUGUUUUCCAAUGGUCGCGACCCACAGGUUGAGAACCGCAAUCCAUUGAGCUCCUUAAUAUUUUUUUAUCCUCAUGAAAAACAGUUACUUCAACUAAUGAUGCAUUUAAUUAACACAGUUUUUCUUUUUUUCCUAUAAUUGUGCCUGUUGAAUGUUAAUCAUAUUUAAAGAGAAUGACUGAAAUAAAGCCUUCUUUGUUCCUGCUGCUUAAAAAGAUGGAAGUGCAUUGGGUGGUAAAGGGCUGAGGGUUAGGGAACACACCGAGAGCUAAUGGCAAAGUCAUUUUUCAACUUACUUAAAUGACACCACCUAGAAGAAAUGUUUUACACUGGAUAUUCUCACAUAGAAUGAGAAAUCUUUUGGAAUAGAUGUUUACAUGUCCAUUGCUAGUCACCUCUCCUGUGUCUUUAAUACUUCAAUCUUGGAAGUGUGUAGUGUUGGACUAGUGGCUUUCUCCUUUCCAAGGAGACGACCCAAAACUACUGAAUCUGUCUUUGUUUUUGAUGAUGUUAUAUGUUGUUUUCUUGGAAAUAAAUUAAUAUAUUGUUUUCCACC